CUCCACAGACAGGGAUUCUCUGUCAGGAGGGUGGGAUACAUCGCUGGAAGUGACCACGAGACCUCACCAACGCGGCACGCUUCGCAUCUCUCCAGACACGGCGCUUACAGUGCAUCCAGGAUCCGCAAGAGCGUGCGUUUCCUCUGGGACUAUCCGCUACCUCUGGCACAGACACUCCACGCAGGCGGUCCGAACAGGUUUCCCGCCUGCUGCAUCUCCUCGAGCUGCUCCUCUUUGCCUCCGCGCAUCCCUGCCGGGCCUUGACCCACCCCGGCCGCUCCGACAGACUGGAUCUGUCUGCCCCGCUGGUGCCCGGCUUCGGCUAGCCUUCGGUGCACUGCAGUUCCAUAGCUGGACUUGGAUGUUUGUGUUUCACUCCUAGCUGUUGAUCAGUGGCCCUCAUAUUUCUCCUCUCACCCUCCAGAAGUCAUAUUGUACUUUUUGGCUGACAGCUUUUUAAGAUUUUUCUAUUUUUUAGAGGUCUGUAUAAAUAUAAACGAGAUGCAAUGGAAAACUAUAACAUGAAGGAUCUCUCUGCUUCCGUUUGAAGGAAAGAUUUUGCACUUUUGAAAUUUCCGUCGGACCAUUACUCCUAGUGCAAAGACGAUUCAGGUCUUUUUUUUUUUUUUUUUUUUAAGGCUCUCGUGAAUGGAUGUGAAGAGAGAAACAACACCAACGUGUUGAUCCUGCUGUGUUUGUUGUGGGGUUUUGUUCUCUGAUUUGUUUCGUGUUUCCACUUGAAAUACCACAUAGCGAGUUCCCGCAGAGCUGCGUCCUGUUGCCUCUGCAUCUCGUUGCCUCUCAGCCGCGACCAGGAAUACUGUCAUGACCCUCUGGCUCAUGGAACCGUUACACACUCAGUUUACUUGAUUUAGAAAGUCUUGGCUCUUGUGCAAUUUUUGGGGGAGGAGUUGACGACAUCGUUUCCCAGCACUGAAGAGGUGAACGUACAGAGCGCUCCUGCCUGGCUCGCAGUUGGAGACGGAUCGUCCUGGGAGUGUCCGACACUUAUGUAUUGUUGCAGCGCGCAAGAAAGUAAGAUGGACUACAAGCGGCGCUUCUUGCUUGGCGGGUCCAAGCAGAAAGUGCAGCAGCAGCACCAGCAGUAUACCAUGCCUGAGCUCAGCCGCACCCUGAGCGCCCCGCUUGGCUCCGCCCCCUCCCCUCUGGUGCCCGUCGGCUCCUCCCCCUCGGGUUGCCAUGACCACUCAGGCGGCGGAGGAGGCGGCGGCACCACGACGGCGAUCGCCGACAUCCAGCAGGGCAUCUCGAAGUACCUCGAUGCGCUAAACGUGUUCUGCCGGGCCAGCGCCUUCCUCACGGAGCUGUUUGGCAGCGUUUUUCGGAACUCGCGUUACUCCAAAGCUGCCACGCAGCUGAAGGACGUGCAGGAGCAUGUGAUGGAGGCCGCCAGCCGGCUCACGGCCGCCAUAAAACCCGAGAUCGGCAAGAUGCUGAUGGAGCUCAGUGCCGGCGCUGCCAACUUCAAAGACCAGAAUGACUUCAGUCUGCAGGAUGUAGAGGUGCUGGGCCGCUGCUUCCUGACGGUGAUGCAGGUCCACUUCCAGUUCCUGUCACAGGCACUACAGAAGGUUCAGCCCGUGGCCCAGUCCUGCCUGGCCGAGGCACUGGCCCAAGUGCAGGAGAGAUGUGCAGGAGCGCGCACGCACCCCAUUGGCUGCCCUCCCACCGCGCUCAGCGAGCUGGACGAGGCCGUGCGCUCGUGGAAGGGGGCUUCAGAGGCCACGGCACGGCUGCGGGACAGAGGUCGUGAUGGCUGUCUGCCGGGUAUUCAGGUACAGCAGCUCUUCUGCUCCCACAGCCCCUCCCUGCCUGAGCAGCAGCUGAAAGAGCUCAACCUGAAGAUCGACAGUGCCCUGCAGGCAUACAGAACUGCCCUGGACUCUCUGGGCCAGUGUGAGUAUGCACUCAAGGGAGGUUUUCAUCUGAAGCCCAAAGCAGCAGAAACUGCAUUACAGGGAUGCUGUAGUGAUGCUGAGGCCCAGCAGGCUGGCUGCAUGCAGACACCCUCCCAGCCCCUCCAGUGUGAGUUACCCACAAUCCCCCUGCAAAUUGGCUCGCACUUCCUCAAAGGGGUGUCCUUCAAUGAGUCCGUCGCCGACAACCUCAAGCUCAAAACGCACACCAUGCAGCAGUUGAUUAAGGAGGCGUCAGGGCAGAACGGGGUGUCCCCCCGCGAUGACUCGCCUGUGACUGAGGUGCUGAACCUAGUGUGCCCGUCCAGCUGGCGCGGAGCCUGCAAGACCGCCGUGCAGUUGCUCUUUGGCCACGCUGGCCUGGUUGUGGUGGACACAGCUCAGAUUGAAAAUAAGGAGGCAUAUGCUCCCCAGAUCACUUUAGAAGGAUCCAGGAUCAUAGUUCAGGUUCCCUCCACAUGGUGUCUGAAGGAGGACCCAGCCACCAUGUCUCUGCUACAGCGUAGCCUGGACCCUGAGAAGACCCUUGGCCUGGUGGACGUGCUCUACACUGCCGUUUUCGAUCUGUGUCGCUGGAAGGAGCGCAAGGAGCAAGCCCUGCCCACCAUCCAGAUCCAGCUCCAGAGAGACACGUCCGACUACGGCGUGCCCGCCGAACUCCACCCCGGCGGCAACACCAAGUCAUCGGGCGGCUUGCCCAAGACCAUCUCCAAACUCACCUCCAAGUUCACCAAGAAGACCUCGUCUAGCUCGGCACCCACUGGCGGCUACUCCAUCCCCAGCACGCCGUCCCGCGCUGGGGGGGGGAGCGGCGGCAUGGAUGACAAGCCCAAGACCCUGAGCGACGCUCGACUCCAUAGCCUGCUCCAGAUGAGCACGGCGGGGACUCCCGACCCAGGGCCGCAGGCGGCCAACGGCUCCGGCCCCGACGAGCAGGGCAUGAACCUCCCCACGGACCAGGAGAUGCAGGACGUGAUCGACUUCCUCUCCGGCUUCAACAUGGGCAAGUCACAGCAGGCCUCCCCUCUGGUGAAGAGGAGGAACUCCGUGGCGUCCACCAACGCCGCCGACCUCAAGCCGCCGGCUCCGCCCACCACGCAGGCCCAAGUCCCACCCGUUGCCAUGGUGCUGGCCCAGGCCCUGGCCCAGGCCCAGCCGCAGCCACCCGCCCAGCAGGUGGCGCCGCUGCCCUCCACGCCCAAGCAGCAGGUGGCGGUGCCCGCGGCAGCCCAGUCCUCUCCGCAAGCCCUGCCCUUCUACCAGCACCUGCUGCAGCCCAUCGGGCAGCCACAGCCGCCACCCGUAUCACCCCAGCACCCCUCCCAGCCUCCGCCCCAGCAGAGGGCGCCAGGCAAGUGGCCCCAAGGCCCACCGGGGGGACUGUCCCCCAUGGGGCACGUGAGCCAGUGGGGGACGGCUGGGCUGCAGGACCUGAGCUCGGACCUGUACAGCCUGGGCCUGGUCAGCACUUACAUGGACAGCAUGAUGGCGGAGAUGUUGGGCCAGAAGGCAGCACCACCGGGCCCCCGAAACAACACCUGGCCCAACCGCGAACAGAGUGAGCAGGGCGUAUUCGGCGUGCUGGGGGAAACCAUGCCUUUCGACCCCGCAGUUGGCUCAGAUCCGGAGUUUGCGCGUUACGUUGCCGGGGUCAACCAGGCCAUGCAGCAGAAAAGGCAGGCGCAGCACGUUCGUCGCCCUAGCAACACCCGUGGCAACUGGCCCCUCUCCGACGACCAGCACAGGACCUGGUCCCACCCUGAGUACUACAGUGAAGGGGAGGCAGUGAACAGUACCUGGUCAGCUAAUCAGGGGGACUCCGCCAGCUCGAGUGACGAGACAUCCUCAGCCAAUGGGGACAGCCUGUUCUCCAUGUUCUCCGGCCCUGACCUUGUAGCUGCAGUCAAGCCAAGACGAAAGCAUAGCUGUGGAGAGCAGGAAGUAUGUACACUGCCCUCUCCUCCUCUUCAUCACACCAGCGAUGACAAUAACCAGGAUAGCAAAACUAAAACAUGGCCUCCGAAGGCCCCAUGGCAGCACUCCUCCCACUCCAACACCAUGCCCAAUCCCAGCUCUUCCCUGUAUCAGAUGACCAUCCCUUCCAGCCAAUGGGCUGACUCCAUGCAAAUUCUGCAGUCUCCGGUGUGGUCAACAGCCAAUGACUGCUCUCCUUCCACCAGCCUCUCAUCUGGCUUCCCUUUCGCCCAGCAACAGCCGCCGCAGCAGCAGUCGUCCCAGCAUAAGAGCCUUAGCAAAGGGUUCAAGAGCUUCCCGCUCAAACCCGAGCAUCGGCCGUCGUACCUGCACCAGUACUGAGCCGGCCUGCUACUGGUCCAGGGCCAGCGCUCGCCAACGAGCAAGGCUCCAUGCCGGUUUUAGACCAACGACAGCAGACGACCAAAACCCGGAGCCCUGGCUGUGCUGAUUUGCUGCGGCCGAGGUCGGUCGGUGGUCGAAUAGUGCCGGGGUGCGUUCCGCCGUUAAAACCGUGAGAUGGCGUACAGGGGGUAGUUUGACAAAGGCCCAUCUGCUGCGAUGAUGGUCGCUGCAGUAAGAGGUCACGUCUCUGAGUCAGUAAUGUUCAGGAGGUCGGGCAGUACCACGACACAUGUUCAGGUGGGCGUGACUACCCCGCUGUCCUGUCUCACGGUUAUCCAUUGCAGGACACAUCCCUGAUUUGGGCCUAGUACCAAACUGUAGCUGAACCGUUUCUCUGCCACUACCAACCUGUACCUUUUGGUAGUUCUUUAGACAAGCGUGUUUUUAUAGGCAACUUUGUAUCGAACAUUGUGGCAUAUUGGGUUUUUGUUUUUUUUUCAUGGGGUUUAUUUUUCUUUCUUUCUUUCUUUCGUGUUUUAAGAUCUACCACGAUUUCUUUCAGCUACAAAAGAAGCGUUUUCCUGUUACGCUGUUCUAGUGCAUGAUUCCUGCUUCCUGCGGCUAGUGAGCUGGUCGCGCCAGCCCCUCCUCACCCAACUCUGCUCACUCCAGCCUUCUCCACUAGCUCUGCCAAGUUCCAGAAAAGAAAAAAAAGAGGGGGGGGGGGGUCGGUUUCAACUUGCAACGGAUUGUAGAAUUGGUCCCAAGUUUAAUACUUGGUCGUUGCGGUCAGGCUACGGAAGACGGGCGAUUUAGCUGACCGUGUUACCCGAGAGUCAUUCGCGUGACAUGCACGGCUGUCAUCCUAUCGCUCGCGGGUCUCAGACGGCCAACGGGACGCUACCCAUCACGAUACUGUGUUGACAAAAAGCUGUAACUGCCAAAUCUCAUCAGAUCACAUAGACUACACCUCCUAGCUACUGUUCUAUAGCUUGUAAAUGACUCAGAAAAAAAAUUAUAUAAUUUACUUCUUUUUAUGAGGAAGCUUUGAGCAGGCUCAGCAGAAAUAUAAGAAUCAUAAUACGUGUAAUUUAAUAAUCAUAGCAGAUGUGUAAUUUGAAAAGAAAUACACUACUUUUUCAACAUCUGACGAAGUUUAAAAAAAAGUAAGUAGGAGUAAGUAAUCUAUGUGCCAUGUUGAUAUUAAUAGCACUUGCAUUUUUCUUUUCCUCCAACAAAAGCGUUGUUCAUAGGGUGAAUAGUGCUCAAUGUCAGAGAGGAUUCUGGGAGUUGUAGUACCCUUUAAAGUACGGGAACGCCCUGCUGUAAAUGACGCUGGGAAAGCGAACGCUCAAGAGUUCUUUCCCCCUCUGGAUUGGUUUUUCUUCCGAAUGACACUAACAUUAAAAUUAAAACAUAACAUUUGUUCAUUUAAAAUAAUUAUAUUUCUUGUACAAAUAUUGACAGUAUUAAUCUUAUUUUUGUAUUUUCUUACAUGUUAUACCAUUACUGUAUAUGUUAACAUAAUAUAGGCAUAUUAAGUAAAACAUUAUUUUCCCAAGAUGUGAAAAGCACAUUUUUCUUUUCUACAGAGUUGAAAUAUUACAUUAUAUCUACAAAGGUUACCAAAUGCACCAUUACAAACACUAAAAUGCGUUAUAAGAUUGGGGUGUGUGAGGGUGUGUUUUUCUCGAGCCCGUACGUCUUCGGUUUCUAUGGCUGUGGGCUGUAUUUAAACUGCCCAGAUUAACUUUUUUGUGAUGUUUGCGGAUGCCAAUGUUGCCUGUAUUUAUGAUAUGACCAUGUUUUCUGAAAACUAACAUACUUACCAUGUUUACAGAGAAUCGUUUGCUGUAUAUAAAUAUAUAUCUUUUUAUAGUUCUGUGCUUUGCACAAUCAAAAUGUAGGGGUUGUUGCUUUGUCUGUGUUCUCUCCCAAACUGUUGCAGCCUUUUAAAGACAUCUUCAAUGACCUUGGACUGUAAACAUUAGCAUUUCACAGCUGUGUCAAAAAUGGUUUACUAGUGGCUUCUA
Messenger RNA from Electrophorus electricus (electric eel), 6289 nucleotides. It is a transcript of the gene garre1, whose product is annotated as granule associated Rac and RHOG effector 1. Gene Ontology annotation, molecular function: CCR4-NOT complex binding. Gene Ontology annotation, biological process: Rac protein signal transduction. NCBI's taxonomy places the organism in Eukaryota, Metazoa, Chordata, Actinopteri, Gymnotiformes, Gymnotidae. The record is from RefSeq and is a predicted model, not a curated record.